Messenger RNA from Solanum pennellii, 2088 nucleotides. RefSeq names its product RING finger and transmembrane domain-containing protein 2-like. The transcript has 8 exons. The record is from RefSeq and is a predicted model, not a curated record. Gene Ontology annotation, biological process: positive regulation of ERAD pathway. NCBI's taxonomy places the organism in Eukaryota, Viridiplantae, Streptophyta, Magnoliopsida, Solanales, Solanaceae. Gene Ontology annotation, molecular function: ubiquitin protein ligase activity. Bases 338 to 1651 code for a protein of 437 amino acids.
UACGUUACACGUUAAUGUUUAAUGCUUCAUCUUCCCUAAAACCCUUCUCUCUAUAACUCUCUUCUGCUAAAAAGCUCUGUUCUUUUACAUCUUUCUCUGAUAUUUUUAUUCUUCUGUCAGUAUCUGAACAUUAAUUUUCUUUACUUUUAUUAGAUUUAAUAGUAUUUUUAUAUCAAAAUUUCUCACUCAUCUGACUUCUCUUACAAUUUGAACAUUUCUUAAGAUUCUUGUGUCAAAUACCCUAUUCUUCAUCUUCAAGUAAUACCCCAUAAAGCCAUUCUUGGAUCAGUACAAAUUACAUAAUCAUCUAUCUCUGUAACACCGACUGACCCUUUUGAUGGAUACUUCUGAGAAUGCAAAUGGUUCUCUUUCAUCUCCUACAAGUUCCAAUUUGACGGCUUUUGGAGUACAAUUCACACCGCUUCGGUUCUUCCAAUCCCCUGUUUCCACUUUGCUUGAGUAUUCCGGACUCUUUACGGUUCGACCCGAUAACCCAGAAACGGACCCUCUUGUAGUUGAUGAUACUGUUACUAACGAGGCUGAAUCCAGUAGCAAUGUUGGUGGAGGUAAUAGUAGCAGUGGGGAGGUUUCAAUUAGGAUAAUUGGUGCUGGGGAGAAUCAAGGGAUAGGGGGUGAGGAUGAAGAUGAUGGGUCGGUGAUGGAUGGUGAGGAAGGGGGUGCUGUUGAGGAAAGGGGUUCUGGUGUGGACGCGUCGUCUAUGGUGGCUGAUGAUGAUGCUGGUAAUGCUAGUAGGGAUUCGUCGUACCAAAGAUUUGAUAUACAGCAAGUUGCUAGGUGGAUUGAGCAGAUUCUUCCAUUUUCCCUUCUUCUCUUGUUUGUUUUCAUACGCCAGCAUUUGCAAGGUUUCUUUGUCACAAUUUGGAUAACUGCUGUCAUGUUCAAGUCAAAUGACAUUCUUCGGAAGCAGACAGCUUUAAAGGGAGAGAGAAAAAUAGAUGUCCUUGUUGGUUAUUUUGUGGUUUUUGUGAUACAUGUUAUUGGAAUCUACUGGUGGUAUCACAAUGAUGACCUUUUCUAUCCAUUACUAAUGGUUCCUCCGAAGGUUAUCCCACCUUUCUGGCAUGCUAUUUUCAUCAUCCUGGUAAAUGAUACCAUGGUGCGGCAGGCAGCAAUGGCUUUGAAGUUGGUGCUGCUUAUGUAUUACAAGAAUGGCAGGGGCCACAACUUUCGUAGACAGGGUCAAAUCCUGACUCUGGUGGAGUACAUGCUGUUGUUAUACCGUGCUUUGUUACCAACUCCUGUGUGGUAUAGAUUCUUUCUCAAUAAAGAAUACGGAAGCCUUUUCUCAUCACUGACAACGGGAUUGUACUUAACGUUUAAGCUUACCUCAAUUGUUGAGAAGGUAAAAUCAUUCUAUACUGCUUUGAAGGCAUUGUCAAAAAAGGAAGUCCAUUAUGGGUCUCAUGCCACACCUGAGCAGGUGAAUGCGGCUGGUGAUUUGUGCGCUAUUUGCCAGGAGAAGAUGCAUGCACCAAUUUUGUUACGUUGCAAACACCUCUUCUGUGAAGACUGUGUCUCAGAAUGGUUCGAAAGAGAAAGAACAUGCCCUCUGUGCAGAGCGUUGGUCAGACCUGCUGAUCUAAGAUCGUUUGGUGAUGGAUCCACUAGCCUUUUCUUCCAGUUAUUCUAGACUACAUAUUAAUUAUCCUACGCCAAAGUAAAUAUCUGUCCACAUCUUUGUCCACCUGAUAUUACUGGAUUCUGGGGGUUGCCCCGUUAAGGUUUCUGCUGGAAUGCAGCAUUAAAGUAAAAACAGGCCAUGCUCUUCAUUCGUGCAGAUUCUUUGAGGAAGAUAUACACAUCUACUCCCAUAUCGUACAUAAUUUUUUCCCCCCUACUGUGAAGAGAUGAGAUAUGUCCAUGUAAUACUUUCCAAAAAGAAAAAAAAAAAUAGAAAGAAAGCAAUUGUAUGUAGUAUCACACUUUCUUAACCUUAGAGCUUGAAUUUUUGUUUCAGUCUCUUGUUUUUUUUUUCAAAUGCCAAAAGGCAUUAUGCCUUGAAUUAUAUAACACAUAAAGUUGGUUCUAUAUUGCACUAAGCAGUCUGGGGAUGGAGUUUUUAGUUAA